GCUGGGUUCAAUUACUAAUGGUGUCCCCAAUUCAGUUACAUUGCGACUCUAGAAAAUCGUAUCAGGCAUCUAGAAAGUCCAGAAUGUUUACCGACAACAGUAGAAUCCAAUCUUGGAGAUCAGAACUCGGAAUCACCUUUGUCUUACAACCUGCAGCGACAUAGAAGAAACAUCCCUAGCACCUCCGCUGGAGGCCAGCCUUCUUCCACACAUAAUGUCUCGCCCGGGUCCAGUCUCGCCGGUGCCCAGGAACCAUCGUUCUCCCCAUCAAGAAAUUUGCCAGAUCAGCCGCUUCGAUCAGAAAAAUGUACAGAUGGCGUGAAUGCGAUGAUGGGUGCAGUAGAAGAAGGCCAGCCAACCCAAGGCUUCUUCGGCAGCUCCAGUGCGGCCAGCUUCAUGCGUCAGAUAAAGCAGGCUGUAGACAAACGCGUCUCGUCACCAUGUCGACCGGCGUCGGAUUCGGUCCUUGGAGUGGCGCCAUCUCCCAGUCUCGUCGCGACGAAGACAAUGCCGCCCACUGUGCCUAGUUACGUUCUUCCCCCAAGAAAGACGGCCGACAGCCUCAUGGAGGUUUACUGGUGCUAUGUCUUUCCGCUGUAUCCACUCGUCGAUGGCCUUCAUCUGCGAGCAGAAUAUGCGAGGAUCUGGACGGGCGAGGCGCUGGAAUCGGACGAGAAUAUGCUGAUGUGCACGUUCAACGUCAUCUUUGCUCUAGCUUCGCAGCUGGCAGAUUUUAUUCCUCCAGACGAACGGGAGUCGUCGGCAGAUACAUUUUUCUCGCGUGCAAAGGACCUCUUUCAGUUCAACCUUUGGAAUACUGGAUCUGCUGGUUUGAUUCAAUGCUUGCUUCUCAUGGCACAAUACCUGCAAAGCACGGACUCCGCGCAUCAAUGUUGGAUAGUCACUGGCUUGGCCGUUCGCAAUGCGCAGAGCCUUGGUUUACACCUUCCACAGACUGUUUGUCGCCUUCGAAAUCCACAAGAACAGCAAUUGGCGCGCAAGAUCUGGCACGGUUGCGUGCUGAUGGAUCGAGUAAUAUCAAUGACCUUUGGUCGUCCAGCUAUGAUAUCCAAAGCGUCAAGUAGUUCAGUUCCGCUUCCAGUCGUGGUUGACGAAGAGCAUAUUCCAACGGAUUCAGGUGCUCAAGCCAAGCAACCGACCGAUCGUCCGUCCAUCAUGGCUUUCUACGCUAAAUCCCUCGAGUUGUAUGAGAUCCUCAAUGACAUUUUAUUGAGUUUGUAUAACAAGCCUGUACCCGACGAAAGCCCCGAGGACAUCUAUGACUUCUAUUUCGAUAAGGAGAUAAACCAAGGCGAGCGGACAAUCUUUGAUCUUGACCGGGCUCUGUCCAAAUGGACACGAACUCUUCCGCUGCAUUUGCGCGACCCUUCAUCUCUUCAAUCCGACAACAUGAUCUUUCGCCGACAAGGUGUCGUCCUACGAGCUAGGUUUCUGCACGUCCGCAUGCUCUUGUUUAGGCCUGUUCUUUCCAAGUACUGCACGGCGCGUGACAUUGCCGUGACUGAUCCACUGAUUUCUUUGGUUGACUCCUUCCCUCAUCGCGUUGCUCUGCAGUGCUCUGUGAUAUGUGUCAAAGUCGCUCAAGAAGUCAUUGAUCUAAUUCGUGACAAUAUUCCGACCGAUGGAAGUUCAGGUCCACUACCAGCAUGGUGGUACAAUAUUCUCUGUGAGGUCAAAUAA
This is a messenger RNA of Aspergillus melleus, 1701 nucleotides long. Its product is annotated as transcription factor domain-containing protein. Lineage: Eukaryota; Fungi; Ascomycota; Eurotiomycetes; Eurotiales; Aspergillaceae. Gene Ontology annotation, molecular function: zinc ion binding; RNA polymerase II cis-regulatory region sequence-specific DNA binding; DNA-binding transcription factor activity, RNA polymerase II-specific. The record is from RefSeq and is a predicted model, not a curated record. Gene Ontology annotation, biological process: positive regulation of transcription from RNA polymerase II promoter by galactose; DNA-templated transcription. The transcript has 3 exons. Gene Ontology annotation, cellular component: nucleus. Bases 328 to 1701 code for a protein of 457 amino acids.